AGCCGGUCGAAGCUUGAGUGUGCCAGGCCCAGGGGAGGCCACGGCCGCGGCGGGAUCCCGCUUCCUGUAGUCUCACUGGCACUUGCUUUACCCAGGUGCCCACGUCGGGGCCGUGGGGACCGCCCCGGGAGCGUUCGGGAAGAUGCCGUACCUCGGCUCGGAGGACGUGGUGAAGGAGCUGAAGCGGGCUCUGUGUAACCCUCACAUUCAGGCCGACAGGCUGCGCUACCGGAAUGUGAUCCAGCGAGUGAUUAGGCACAUGACUCAAGGUGUGGACAUGUCUGGUGUUUUCAUGGAAAUGGUAAAGGCCAGUGCCACCGUCGAUAUUGUUCAGAAGAAGCUGGUGUAUCACUACAUGUGCACAUACGCCCCGCUGAAGCCUGAUCUGGCUCUCCUGGCCAUCAACACGCUGUGCAAGGACUGUUCGGACCCCAACCCAAUGGUGCGAGGGCUGGCCCUACGGAGCAUGUGUAGCCUCAGGAUGCCCGGCGUGCAGGAGUACAUCCAGCAGCCUGUCCACGGUCUGCGGGACAAGGCUUCGUACGUCAGGCGGGUGGCGGUCCUUGGCUGUGCCAAGAUGCAUAAUCUUCACGGGGACUCUGAAGUGGAUGGUGCCCUGGUAAAUGAACUAUACAGUUUGCUGCGUGACCAGGACCCAAUUGUGGUGGUAAACUGCCUGAGGUCUCUAGAGGAAAUUCUGAAACAGGAAGGAGGUGUUGUCAUCAAUAAGCCCAUCGCCCACCAUCUCUUAAAUCGAAUGCCCAAACUGGACCAGUGGGGUCAGGCCGAAGUACUGAACUUCCUGCUGCGCUACCAACCCCGCAGUGAGGAGGAACUGUUUGACAUUCUCAAUCUCUUGGACGGCUUCCUCAAGAGCAGUAGCCCAAGCGUGGUGAUGGGGGCCACCAAACUCUUUCUGAUCCUGGCAAAGCAGUUCCCCCACGUGCAAACGGAUGUGCUCGUGCGAGUCAAGGGACCGUUGCUGGCGGCCUGCUCGUCAGAGAGCCGCGAGCUCUGUUUCGUGGCCCUCUGUCACGUGCGCCAGAUCCUGCACAGUUUGCCGGGCCACUUUAGCGGCCACUACAAGAAGUUUUUCUGCUCCUACUCGGAGCCGCACUACAUCAAGCUGAAGAAGGUGGAGGUGCUGUGUGAGCUGGUGAACGACGAGAACGUGCAGCAGGUGCUGGAGGAGCUUCGAGGGUACUGCACUGACGUGUCUGCUGACUUCGCGCAGGCUGCCAUCUCCGCCAUAGGGGGCGUCGCCAGGACCUACACGGACCAGUGUGUGCAGAUCCUAACCGAGCUGCUGGGGCUUCGGCAGGAGCACCUCACCACAGUGGUGGUGCAGACCUUCCGAGACCUGGUGUGGCUGUGUCCUCAGUGCACGGACGCCGUGUGUCAGGCCCUGCCCGGCUGCGAGGACACCAUUCAGGACAGCGAGGGGAAGCAGGCACUCAUUUGGCUACUUGGUGUCCAUGGAGAAAGGAUUCCCAAUGCUCCUUAUGUGCUGGAAGACUUUGCAGAGAACGUGAAGUCGGAGACGUUUCCCGCUGUGAAGAUGGAGCUCCUCACGGCACUGCUGCGCCUGUUCCUCUCGCGCCCCGCCGAGUGCCAGGACGCGCUGGGGCGCCUGUUGUGUUACUGCAUAGAGGAAGAAAAGGACAUGGCAGUACGGGACCGAGGUCUCUUCUAUUAUCGCCUCCUCUUAGCCGGCGUCGAUGAAGCUAAGCGGGUCCUGUGUAGCCCUAAAUCUGACCCUUCUCUGGGACUUUUGGAGGAUCAGGCAGAAAGACCUGUGAAUAGCUGGGCCUCAGACUUCAACACGCUGGUGCCAGUAUAUGGCAAAGCCCGCUGGGCCACCAUCUCCAAAUGCCAGGGGACGGAGCGUCGUGGCCCAGAGCUGCCCAGCACUGCAGCCUUUGCCGCAUCAGGACCCCUGAUUCCUGAAGAGAACAAGGAGAAGGUGGAAGAACUGCCCGACUCCGGAGCCCUCGUGCUAGUCCCCAACCACCACCUCGCUGCUGAGACUUUUGAGAAAGCUUGGCUCAGCCUCGAAGUCGCCCAUCGGCAGGUGCUCCCUUGGCAGGGAGCAGUCCACCCCGACACGCUCCAGAUGGCCCUGCAAGUCGUGAACAUCCAGACCAUCGCAGUGAGCAGGGCGGGGGCCCAGCCCUGGAAAGCCUACCUCAGUGCUCAGGAUGACACCGGCUGUCUGUUCUUAACGGAGCUGCUGUGGGAGCCCGAGACCUUGGCCAUGCAGGUCUCCGUGAAGCAAAGCGAGGCGAGGGCCGACACCCUGGGCAGCUUCACCUCUGUGCUCGGAACUGUGCUCGGAACCGUUGGAGACAUCAAAUCCUAGCCGCGUCGUGCCGCCUGUCCGGAGUAAGGUGAACAGCUGGCGGAGUUUCUCAGUCUUUCUGGUUGGAGCUGCUUGUAAGUCCAGAUAAUACCAAACGCAAAGGAGAUUGGGAAAUCUGGGACUCAGGAUUCUUAUGUUUUUGUCCGAAAACCAUUGACUUACUCCUCUCAGACCUACUGGUGAAUGACUGCAUCUUUCCAGGUGAUGUCAUGGAGGUCAAUGGUGGCGAGGGGAUGGGAAUGGGGUCAGGAGAGGGUGUGCGCUCUUUUCUGAUCAGUUCAGGGAGUUUCACUAAUUAAAGGCGCUCGAUGUGUGUAGAUGCCGAUGGAGUCAUC
This is a messenger RNA of Phyllostomus discolor (pale spear-nosed bat), 2694 nucleotides long. It is a transcript of the gene AP4B1, whose product is annotated as adaptor related protein complex 4 subunit beta 1. Lineage: Eukaryota; Metazoa; Chordata; Mammalia; Chiroptera; Phyllostomidae. Gene Ontology annotation, molecular function: clathrin binding. Gene Ontology annotation, cellular component: clathrin adaptor complex; membrane coat. Gene Ontology annotation, biological process: vesicle-mediated transport; intracellular protein transport. The record is from RefSeq and is a predicted model, not a curated record.